GUCGGAUAAUAUUUUCAAGAAUGCCAGAUCAAGCGUAUCUUCAUACUAUGCCGAGGUGGCAUGGGCAAUGGAAUGUUACUGUGACAUAAUAAACAAGAUUUGAAGAUAUCAUCAUGUCGGAUGAUAUCCCAGCCAAACGACGAAAAAUUGGGACAGAAGAAGACCCUUGCUCUUCCAAAGGACGUUAUUACGAUGAGUUUGAAGGUCUAAAAAACACCAUUGUUCGGCAUUAUCUCUCUGAAAAUACCAAACUGACGCUAGGGCCAUUUUUUCAAAAGGAAAAUCCAGACCUUGAUGACUUUUACGUUCCACCAACACUUUCUAAAGUUUUGCCAGUGAGGUUGGCUACUGGAUAUACCAGUUACAAAAAAGAACCUAUAACAAGUCUAGAGCAACUAUUGAACCCACUUGGCAGGCGCAAAAGAUUUACCUGCAUCACAUCAAAUGCUGGAUUGGGCAAGACCUCGUUCUGCAAAUUUUUAGCUCGAUUAUGGUGUGCUGUAAAGAAAAACGACCAUCACCUCUUGGAUGCAUUCAAAGGGAAGGCGGAUUACUUGCAAGACGUAGAAUACUUAAGAAAGUUCGACUACCUCUUUUCUGUCAGCAUAAAAGAUGUCGAAAGCAACAAUGUGAAUAUAGACGAUAUUAUAUUUAGCCAUCUGCAAAACAAAAUCGAUGAUUCAUGGGUAAGUGAAAACGACAAAAAGAAACUACAACAAGACUUGAGAGAGAAGCAUAGUUUAAUCAUAUUAGAUGGUUUAGAUGAGAAAAACAUGUCAAAGUUCACGCCUCCCCUUGAAUCUAGGAACUACACAAUUAUUUGUACUUCUCGUCCUUGGAAACUUGGCGCCUUGGGCAUGUCUACAUCGACAUACACAGAAAUCCAGCUUGAGGAAAUGAACUUGGAAAUUGAGAAAGAGCUAGAAUGCUUCGAAGUGUUGUGCGAAUUUCAACAAGAUAAAGAUGAUCUACCAACGGGUUUUGAUAAAACUAAAAUAUGCAACCGCAUACCAUCAUUCGUCCUCAGUCUUGGAAAUUUUGAUGCAAAGUUUGAAGAUCAUGGCCAGAACGGAUUGUUGGCCUUGCAUCGGGAACGCCCAGGUGCAAGCCUUCCAGUGAAUGACGUCAAAGAAAUCUACCGCCCGCUCAAAGGUCACGUGCACAUCAACAUAGAGACGACAACAAAGCGAUUAAGGAAUAGUUUGAUAAAACCUUCAACAGAACGACAUAGGAGACUGACGUGGACCUUUUACCCGAACAACAUUGGGCAGUCAAGUAUCGCCCCCUCCCCCUCACCUCGCCCCGGCAGACCCCAUUUCCGGAACUCCACGUCUUCCUGA
This is a messenger RNA of Mya arenaria, 1340 nucleotides long. RefSeq lists its product as uncharacterized. Lineage: Eukaryota; Metazoa; Mollusca; Bivalvia; Myida; Myidae. The record is from RefSeq and is a predicted model, not a curated record. The transcript has 8 exons. Bases 114 to 1340 code for a protein of 408 amino acids.